This is a messenger RNA of Catharus ustulatus (Swainson's thrush), 1718 nucleotides long. Its product is annotated as platelet-activating factor receptor-like. The transcript has a single exon. Gene Ontology annotation, biological process: positive regulation of Rho protein signal transduction; phospholipase C-activating G protein-coupled receptor signaling pathway. Gene Ontology annotation, cellular component: membrane. The record is from RefSeq and is a predicted model, not a curated record. Bases 4 to 1152 code for a protein of 382 amino acids. NCBI's taxonomy places the organism in Eukaryota, Metazoa, Chordata, Aves, Passeriformes, Turdidae. Gene Ontology annotation, molecular function: G protein-coupled receptor activity.
CAGAUGAUGGCAUCCCCGCGGGGCUCUACCUCCAGUGCCUGUAGCUACCGCAGGUGCCAGCCCAAGAGGUUGUCCUGUCCAGGUCAACAUCCCUCCCCUGUCCCCAGGGGUGCCACUGACUGUUCUCCAUGUUUGCAGGAGCCCGGGAUGAAUGGCUCGGUGCUGGGACCGCUGCUGGUGGAACACCCCGGCCAGUGCGUGCCCAACAACCCGGUGCAGUUCGUGCUGGUGCCCGUUGUCUAUUGCCUGGUGCUGUGUGUGGGGCUGCCGGGCAACCUGGUGGCAUUGCUGGUCUUCCUGCAGAGUGGCAAGGUGAGGAAGGCCAUCCGCAUCUACCUCAUCAACCUCACGCUGGCUGACAUCCUCUUCAACCUCACCCUGCCCCUCUGGAUCCACUACUACCUGGCUGGGGGGGACUGGCUACUCUCAGAGGCCACCUGUCGCCUGGCUGGGGCCGCCUACUACCUGGCCACCUACAGCGCCAUCACCUUCAUGGCACUCAUCAGCUUCAACCGGUUCUGCGCCGUGCGGGCGGCGCGGCGGGCGCUGCCGCUGACCGGGCCCCGCGGUGCCACCCUGGCCUGUGCCCUGGCCUGGCUGCUGGGGCUGGGCUGUGCCGUGCCCACCCUGGCCACCCACCAGACCUUCCCCACGCACGCCGGGACCACGGCCUGCUUUGAGCAGCACGGGCGGCAGCGCGGCUAUGCCUACGCCAUGGUGGGUUUCUUCUCCGCCGCCUUCCUGGUGGUGCUGGGCACCUACACCUCCAUCGCCCGGGCGCUGUCGCUGCCCGCCACGGCCUCGCCAGGCUCCCACCGGCAGCAGGCCCGUGCCAUGGUGCUGGGGAUGCUGCUGGUCUUUGUGGUCUGUGUGGCUCCCUACCACCUGACGCUGGCCCCCUGGGUGGGGAGCCGGCCCCCUGCACCGCUCUGCGGGCCCUCUGACACCCUGGAUGUGCUGCACACACUGAGUGUGGCCCUGCUCAGCCUCAACAGCUGCCUGGACCCCCUCAUCUACUGCUUCUCCAUCCGGCGCUUCCGCGCUGACCUGGCCCGGACCCUGCGCAAGCUCGGCCGGUGCUUCCCGCUGCCCCCGCCCGCCCCGCCCGGGCCGGUACCCGGAGCCCGAGCAUCCUCCUUCACCUCCUCCUAGCGGGGCGGGCACCAGGGUCCUGCCCCCGCCUGUCCCCGUGGGAUGCGGUCCCUGUUGCCAGGUGAGGGAUCGGGAGCAGUGUGGGGGGAGCCCUGGCUUCGUGCACCCCCCUCCUCCCGCCCCGCUCUGCUCUCUGUGCGUUCCCCCGCACCCGCAGCUCCUGCUCGAGCACAGAUCCUGCCCCCCGCAUUGCAGGCACUGGGAGGGCGUCGCUGGCACGGGGAGAUUGGCUCUGGCACUUCGAGAGGGACUCGCCCAGCAAUGGGAGCUGAGCCAUAGUGGCGUGUGGGAACACAGAAUGGCGAGGGAUGCUCGGUGGUUGCUGUCGCCUCCAUCCUACAGGGAUAUGCAUGACCAAAGACCCCCACGGCAUGAUCUGGGCUGCUGAGGCUGUUUGAGGUCCUGUGGCCAGUCCUGUCCUGCACUGUCCCUAAACCUCAUGCCCGCACUCCUACUCCUCUUGGCCAGGAUUAAAAAUGAAUGAGCCAAAGGCUUCCCCAGUCUCUUCGCCUGUGCCCCGGGGAGGGCUGGAUAUGGGGCAGCCCCGGCCCCCGCAGCCCUGACCC